GCGGCUUUCCCGGCCUGCUUUGAGCGCUGGCGUCGUUGGCCACGUCCCCGGGCCACGUAGCUGCUUCUCGCCAUUUUUCCAGCCUGUAAGCCGCUCGCUUGCAAGAAGACACAGCUUGAGUCGCCGCACCAAGUCGCAGUCUGACACCAGUCGCGGUGAAGAAGAAGCCUCGCAAACACCGCGCGGUGUGACACAGAGAGAAAGAGAAAGAAGCCGUGAGGCGCUGAUCAUUGUUUUCUGCCCUCCAUCUCAGCUGGAGCCGCCGACCCAGUGACUUGAGUUGCCCGCUUCAACCACUUGGCAGCAUGAACAUCUUCAGGCUCACCGGCGAUCUCUCGCACCUUGCGGCCAUCAUCAUCCUGCUGCUGAAGAUCUGGAAGAGCAGGUCGUGUGCAGGCAUUUCUGGGAAGAGCCAGGUCCUUUUUGCACUGGUGUUCACUACCCGCUAUUUGGAUCUCUUCACCUCUUUCAUUUCCUUCUACAACACUAUUAUGAAGGUGAUUUACAUUGGCUGCGCGUAUGCCACAGUCUACCUGAUCUACAUGAAGUUCAAGGCAACCUAUGAUGGCAACCACGACACCUUUAGGAUUGAGUUCCUGGUGGUCCCUGUGGCUGGUUUAUCUUUCCUCGUCAACCAUGACUUUUCUCCACUUGAGAUCCUGUGGACCUUCUCCAUUUAUCUGGAGUCGGUGGCCAUCUUGCCGCAGCUGUUCAUGAUCAGCAAGACUGGAGAGGCCGAGACCAUCACCACCCACUACCUGUUCUUCCUGGGUCUCUACCGAGCACUGUAUCUGUUUAACUGGAUCUGGCGUUUCUGUUUCGAGGGCUUCUUUGACCUCAUUGCCAUUGUGGCAGGUGUGGUGCAGACUGUCCUCUAUUGUGACUUCUUCUACCUGUAUGUCACAAAAGUACUUAAAGGAAAGAAGCUGAGUUUACCUGCCUAAGUGCCAAAGAAGAGCCGCAGCGCAGCCUGCCCUGGGAGCCGCCGGGGCAGAAGCGACCUUUGCCACAUGCUAGUGUAAGAUGCGUCAGACAGAGCAAGCAGAAUGAACCUCCACCACCCGUGUACACCUCGGUUUUAUGACGGCCGACUCCUGACCCACCCGGAGGGCAUUUCCCUCCACCUCGGGACUUCUGUUUUAUGCAUCUUGCCUCACUUUUUUUUUUUUUUUUAUUUCUCCGUGUAAAGAGUCCAGUUUUUCUACCUAAACAAGUGUACUCCUGAGUGACUUUUUCAGAUGAAUUGAUUGUUUGGGGGUCAAUAAAAACAAAAGAAAAAGGAA
Polypterus senegalus (gray bichir) is the source of this 1283-nucleotide messenger RNA. It is a transcript of the gene kdelr2b, whose product is annotated as KDEL endoplasmic reticulum protein retention receptor 2b. Gene Ontology annotation, biological process: protein retention in ER lumen; endoplasmic reticulum to Golgi vesicle-mediated transport. The record is from RefSeq and is a predicted model, not a curated record. Gene Ontology annotation, molecular function: ER lumen protein retrieval receptor activity. Lineage: Eukaryota; Metazoa; Chordata; Cladistia; Polypteriformes; Polypteridae. The transcript is spliced from 5 exons. Bases 306 to 944 code for a protein of 212 amino acids. Gene Ontology annotation, cellular component: endoplasmic reticulum; cis-Golgi network; membrane.